Molecule: messenger RNA, 4325 nt
Organism: Belonocnema kinseyi
Lineage: Eukaryota; Metazoa; Arthropoda; Insecta; Hymenoptera; Cynipidae
Product: dystrobrevin beta
Exons: 17
Coding region: 120-2447 (775 amino acids)
Biological process (GO): synaptic signaling
Cellular component (GO): plasma membrane; synapse
Molecular function (GO): zinc ion binding
Source: RefSeq, a predicted model, not a curated record
AUCAGUGAUGGCCGCAGCGGGUCUCAAAAUGUGUGAUGUGUUCGAAUCGUUCGGCAAAGUGCAUAUUUCCUAAAAUUCUCACGAAAUAAUCUGGACCGUCUCAAAUAUCAACUGAAGAAAUGGCUGACGACGGGGCUGCUAGUUCUACGAGCAGCAACAGCAGUGGAGAGGCAAGUCGACUGCAACUUCUGCAGGAAAUGCGGCAACAAAAUUUUGAUAGCAUUCGCUUUGCUUCUUACCGAACUGCCUGCAAGCUCAGGUUUAUCCAGAAAAAGGUUCAUAUGCACAAUGUCGACAUUUGGAACGUGAUUGAGGCAUUUAGGGAAAAUGGCUUGAACACACUGGAGCCAUCGAGUUCACUUGGAGUCUCAAGACUCGAAACACUUUUGUCUUCCUUAUUUCACGCAUUAAAUAAAAGAGUUCCAAUUUCUCAUCAAGCCAAGGUCGACACAACUACGGCCUUACUUAUGAAUUGGCUGAUAGCUGCUUACAGUGGUGAGAACAAUAAAAUCUCCGUAUUCUCGGUCAAGGUAGCUUUGGCAACUCUCUGCGCUGGAAAAUUGAUGGACAAAUUUCGAUACAUUUACUCGCAAAUAUCCGACAGUAAUGGUCACAUGACUCACUGGAGAUUCGACGAAUAUCUGAGGGAAGUUCUGGCUUUGCCUGCCGCUGUUUAUGAAUCUCCAUCCUUCGGAUAUACCGAAGGUCUAGCCAGUUCGAUUUUUCUUCCGAACUCCAAGGUCACCGUUAAUGACUUCCUGGAUACUCUGAUGUCAGACCCAGGACCACAUUGCCUAAUAUGGCUUCCUCUUUAUCAUAGGGUAGCAGCUGUUGAAUCUGUGACGCAUCCGAUUAUGUGUGAUGCCUGUCACAGAGAGAACUUUGCCGGCUUUAGGUAUCGGUGUCAAAAGUGCAACUCUUAUCAGCUUUGCCAAGAUUGUUUUUGGCGUGGUAAAGUUUCAGGAACACACAACAACGAUCACGAAACAAGAGAAUAUAGCAGUUUUAAAUCACCAAGUAAGCAAAUUGGACAUUCGCUACGGAAAAGCUUUAGGUGUGUUCCCGAAAAAGGGAAAAAUCAUUUACCAAGGUUUCCAGAACAGCCAGAAAAAACCUUGGACUUGUCGCAUAUUGUACCACCUUCUCCUUUACCUUCUCACAACGGAUUUCCAGAUCCCGGUUUCAUGGCUCCUUUCGACGCCGGUUCCAUGGACAGUCGUUCGACAUUACGAAGCAUGGACAGUUCAAGAUUGGACGACGAGCACAAAUUAAUAGCUAGAUAUGCACAGAGGUUGGCUCAGGAGGCACGAACUGUACCUCGCGCCGCUUCCAGAAUGUCCCAGGCAGAGCAAACGGGAAGAGCACCAUCAGAUGCCAAUAUAGCAUCCUUGGAAGCGUCGAGGGCUCAGAGGGAAUUAAUUUCGCAACUGGAGGCGAAAAACAAAGAGAUAAUGCGGGAGAUUGCAAGGUUAAGGAGGCAACAAGAGAUUGAAGCAGCUGGUUUGGAAAAUCCUGCCUUGAUGUCAGAAUUGAGGGCUCUUAGGCAAAGAAAAGAUGAGCUAGAGACUCAUCUUGCGACUCUUCAAGAUUCUAGGAGGCAGUUGAUGGUACAACUCGAGGGUUUGAUGAAAAUGUUAAAGAACCACCAAGCCUCUCCAAGGUCAACACCAAACAGUUCACCACGAAGCACAAAAUCACCACCGCUGCCUCCGGGUGCAAUUCCCAGUAGCAGGUCAGCACCACCAACACCUGGUGGGCCUCUAUCGGCCAUGCAACAACAACACCAAGUUCAACACGCGAUGUCCCAAAGCUACCAAAGCCCAGUGCCCACAACAUCAGUAGCAAAUAUGUCGGGAAACGCUAUGCUAGGAACGGUACAGAAUCCUAUACCGGAUAAUCUCUCUUGUGUUGGAGGAGAUGUAAGGUCUGCGUUCAGGACAAACAGCUUGCCUGGAAGCGGUUCCAGCAGUGCCAACAAUAGCUUGGGAAGGUCCUUAAGGAGUGACUUGUUGGUAGCAGCCGAUAGCGUCACGAAUGCAAUGUCGACGCUCGUCCGGGAAUUAAAUUCAGAUGUGUUGUGGAAUGUAUGUGAUGCACCCUCUUUGAAUGUGUCCUGGUGGCUUGCAGACUCAGACCAGGAGGAUCAGUCUUACAACUUUGGCCGCCAUAACUUCAGAAAGCAGCUAGACUUCGAAGUCGCUGAAGAUGGCGACGACAGCAGCGGUGGAGGCAAUUCCUGGAGGGAGGAACUACAACGGCGCUAUCAACAGGAACACGACUUUUUGGCGGAAUUAAGAGCUCGAAAUGUUUACGCAUCUCGGACGUCUACUACAGCCCAUUGCAAUGAUCACGAUAGGGGAGAGAGGGAGGAAGCCGAAGGCGAAAAAGACGAUGAUAGUGCCGAAGCACAAUGGGCUGAAGCCGUUCACAGAUGGGUGAAUCGGUAAAUUUCCUAAGUUUAGAUUAAAAGACUAAAAUAAGAAUUCAAGUAAUUAAAAAAGGUGCAGUUCUAAAGGCUAAUAAUAAACUAGUGUUUAAAAAUCUGGUACGAAUAUAAAAAGACAUUUGAUUAGAACAUUGGCGAAUUGAGUCACUAUUUUGAACGUUAGUGUAUAAAAAAAUGAUUAAAAGUGUAAUGUCGAGGAGUAUAUGACCGAAACUUAAAUACUCAAAGAAUUUAAAACUCUACUUGAGUAUAAUAGCGAGUAGAAAGAUUCCUGCAGUGGUGGAUUAAACUCCUUCGACAUUUGUAUUCUAUCUCAAACUAAUUAUGAAAAAGCUACAAAUCAAGCCAAUACUUCUUCCAUUCAAUGUCCCUAGCAAUUAAGCCCCAUGAUUUAAAAUUUUUCUGGGACGAAAUAAAGACUGCCUCUUUCCAAUCCACCACUGACUUUGAUAUGAAUGAAAAAUCAAAAAUCUUCUAGAGCAAAGACAAAGAUCUAACCUUAGCACCGUUACGUAGAUUUGCCGUAUUUAUACCCUAUUACAAGCAAUGUGCGACAUUUAUUGCAAAGACAAUUUUCUAGACAGCAGUCUCCAUUUCUAGUUUAAUCGAUAAGGCUGACGAGCGUUUUACAAUUCUAGGUUUUUAUUGAAACGUUUCUAUUUACUAUUCAUGGAAAAUGAUCUAAAAUAUUAAUUACACAGUCUAUUUCUAGAGUCCUUGAUCAAAUAUGCACAGGUAAUCCUUUUGAAACUUGGCAAUGUGCCGAACUUCAAAUUGAAUGAUCGUUUCAGGGAACCAGGACUUUUUUCUAUCUUCAUAUAAAAUGUUACUCCAUAGUCGUAUUUCGAUGUGUAAGGGCUCUAAAAAUUUUUUACCUGAUUUACAACUGAGAUGUAAUUGCUGUCGAUGACCAAAAUAGAUGUAAUAGAACGUAACUUAUUAGAAAUCUCAUAUGAAAGUUGACCCUAAUUAGAAAGAUUGUUAUAUCUUCAGUAUUAGAUUGCGUUCUUCAAUUAUAUAUUAUCAUUUAAAUUAAAUUCAAAAUUAUAAACUAUAGAAUGUUCCUCAUUAAUACGAUUUUAAGUUUCAAUUCUUUAUAGUAUUAGGUUCACUUACCUUGCUCAAAAUCAUAUCACAUGUUACUGAAGUUCUCGAUUCCUAAAUUAGGGUUAUUUAUUAAAGUUGCAUCGAAAAUUUUUGAACAACUAUCAGUAACAAGUGAUACGAUUUCCAUUUUAAACGAGUGGACACAGCACAAAACUAUAAGCGCUUGUUUGCGAAAAAUCUAAAAACUGAAAGAAAGAGUACAUGAAUAAUAUAAUUUAAAAGCUUUGAAGCGACGCAUUUAAUAAAAUAGAAGAGUUCAUAAUGCUAAAAUAUGUAAUUAUAGUGUGGAAGAUUCAGAGUAGUUAUACGCGACGCACAAAUGUUACGUUCAAAGAUAUGUCGCAAAAAUAGUACCGUUAAAAAAGCACUGCAUUAUAUAAAUAUAUAUAAAUAUAUAUAAUUUAUUGUCAAAAUUUCUUUUAUCCGAAAUGUUUUCUGAUUUUAUAGAAAAUUAUUUAUUGUAGAGAGCUCCUACUGUUUGUUAUUGAGUUACAAAUUCUCGGGACUCACGGAUUAAAAAGUUUAAGGAAUGAAAGACCACAUCGAAGAAUGAAAUUGUUUUCUGUAUGAUAAUUGAGGAAGUAUAGGUUCGUUUAGUUGUUAAUUAUACGUAGGCAAAAACGCAUUCCGAGAAUAAGUCCAUAAGUCUAAAGAAAUGAGAAGACAAGAGUCCUCCAUUCAUGUGUAAAUAUAAAAUUUUCUAUCCUUCCUUUCUAUCAUAUAAACUAUAAAUAUGUAUGAAAAUCAUGUAGACGUUAUACGCGAACCGAGU